AUGAGCGCUGGAAUACCUGCAGCUUCUGUCACUGAAAAGAAGAUGGUCCUGGUUGGGAAAACUGGAACUGAAAGAAAGAGCGCAGCAGGAAACACCAUCAUAGCAGAUAAACGUUUUAAAUCCACCUCAUCUUCUUCUUCUGUGACAGCAGUGUGUCAGAAGGAAACAGUCGAGUUUGGAGCUCAAACUCUGGCUGUAGUCGACACUCCAGCUCAGUUUGACACUGUCCAAUCUAAGGAUAAGGUGACAAUAGAGAUCGCUAAGCGCAUCUCCUUCACUGCUCCUGGUCCUCAUGUGUUCCUGGUGGUGAUCCAUUCAGGAAGAUUCACCAAAGAAGACCAGGAAACAGUGAGACUCAUCCAGGAGCUGUUUGGAGAGAAGUCAGUAGAAUACACCAUGGCCCUGUUCACCCGUGGAGACGAUCUGGAGGUUGACGGAGUCUCCAUAGAAGAAAUAAUCACGGGAAACCAAGAUCUGGUGAACUUCAUCAGUCAGUGUCAGGGAGGAUAUCAUGUUUUUAACAACAGAUCCCAGGAUUCCUCUCAGGUCAAAGUGCUGCUGAAGAAGAUCAACUUCCUGGUUCAGAGGAACGAAGGAAGAUGCUUCACCAACAACAUGUUGCAGGAAGCUGAGAAAGCCAUAAAAAAGAUGCAAGAAAAGCUAAUGGAAGAAAAUCCACACAUGACAGCUAAAGAAGCAAGAAAAAUGGCUGAGAAAGACAAUGAGUUUAUUAAAACUGUUGGUUUGGGGGCUGCAUUUGGAUCUAUGCUGGGUCCAGCUGGAGCUGUUGUUGGAGCUGCUGUGGCAGGUAAACCGAAAUUAGUGAAAGAGAAGAAAUGUGUCAUCCAGUGA
Amphiprion ocellaris (clown anemonefish) is the source of this 852-nucleotide messenger RNA. RefSeq names its product GTPase IMAP family member 9-like. Gene Ontology annotation, molecular function: GTP binding. NCBI's taxonomy places the organism in Eukaryota, Metazoa, Chordata, Actinopteri, Pomacentridae. The record is from RefSeq and is a predicted model, not a curated record. The transcript is spliced from 3 exons. The coding region runs from base 1 to 852 and encodes 283 amino acids.